Molecule: messenger RNA, 983 nt
Organism: Prosopis cineraria
Lineage: Eukaryota; Viridiplantae; Streptophyta; Magnoliopsida; Fabales; Fabaceae
Product: ubiquitin-conjugating enzyme E2 variant 1A-like
Exons: 5
Coding region: 135-614 (159 amino acids)
Biological process (GO): DNA damage tolerance; protein K63-linked ubiquitination
Cellular component (GO): nucleus
Source: RefSeq, a predicted model, not a curated record
UACAGUCUUCGUCACAGUAGUUGGACGCUGUUGUUAUUGUUGGGAACUUUUUUCCCCGAACGUCUGGGCCGUACUCUCACUACAAUCUCAAAACCCUAAUCGGCUCAGUUUGAGUCUCCGAAAACACGGUCAUAAUGGGUUCUGAAGGAUCCGCAGUUGUUGUACCCAGGAGUUUCAGAUUACUGGAAGAGCUUGAAAGAGGUGAAAAGGGAAUUGGUGAUGGAACUGUCAGCUACGGCAUGGAUGAUGCUGAUGAUAUAUACAUGCAGUCAUGGACAGGGACUAUUAUUGGGCCCCCUGGUACUGUUCAUGAAGGGCGUAUCUACCAGUUGAAAUUGUUCUGUGGCAAGGAUUAUCCAGACAAUCCACCAUCUGUAAGAUUUCAAACAAGGAUUAACAUGACUUGUGUCAACCAAGAAACUGGAGUGGUUGAGCCACAUUUAUUUCCCAUGCUGGCUAAUUGGCAGCGAGAGUAUACAAUGGAAGACGUUCUGGUGCAGUUGAAGAAAGAAAUGCUAUCUCCUCAAAAUCGGAAGCUAGCUCAGCCUCCUGAAGGUAACGAAGAUGGCAGGAUUGAUCAAAAGGGGCUGGUGCUCAAAUGUUGUAUCGUGUAAUUCGGGCGAGAAUCCAGGAAUAAAUGCAAUACUAAUAAUGUAAAUAGCCAUAUCCAAUAGAUAAUCUGAGUUCGCGGGGGAUGCAUUUAUAAAUGUAAUUACAAGCCAUUUGCCUAUGUAACUGGAAGCAAUUUGACGGAUUGUGACUAUCUUAUCCUUGAAUUUUCGUUGGAAGUUGGACUUUAAGACUACCGUAACUCCAUGCUUUGAUGUGGCAGCUUAAGACCCUUUUUAUAAUGUAGUCACACUCAUGGUGCGUGACCAAUUCAGCACCAAGUGUCUUGGUCAUGUGCGAUUUUUAUUUUUUAAUUCAUGUGAAUGGUGGUAUCGUUUGUUUAUCAGAAGUUAAGAUCAUUGGAUUACAUCUUA